Molecule: messenger RNA, 1371 nt
Organism: Alternaria arborescens
Lineage: Eukaryota; Fungi; Ascomycota; Dothideomycetes; Pleosporales; Pleosporaceae
Product: Serine--tRNA ligase, cytoplasmic
Exons: 5
Coding region: 1-1371 (456 amino acids)
Biological process (GO): seryl-tRNA aminoacylation
Cellular component (GO): cytosol
Molecular function (GO): tRNA binding; ATP binding; serine-tRNA ligase activity
Source: RefSeq, a predicted model, not a curated record
AUGCUCGAUAUAAACGACUUCAUCAAGGAGCGCGGUGGCGACCCAGAAAAAAUCCGCGAGUCCCAGAGGAAGCGAUGCGCCCCCGUAGAAAUCGUCGACGAGAUCAUCGCCGACUUUGAAGACCACCGUCGCACACAAUACGAUGCCACUCAGUUCGGCUCCAAGAUAAACGCGGUCCAGAAGAACAUUGGUGCUAAGAAGAAGGCCAAGGAAGACGCUUCAGAGUUACUCGAGGAGAAGAAGAAACUGGAGGCUGAGAAGAAGGAGAAGGAGACCGAGGCUGCGGAGAAAUUGGCGAAGCUGCACGCAAAGGCGAAGACGGUCGGAAACUACGUGUACAAGGACGUCCCAGUUAGUGAUAACGAGGACAACAACGCGGUUCAGAAGACGUGGGCCCCCGAAGGAAGGAAGGCCGAGUUCAAGCAAGAUGGCAUCCCACACCACGGCGUACUUGCGCGGUUGAAUGGAUAUGACCCGGAGAGGGGUACCAAAAUUGUUGGUCACAGAGGAUACUGUCUGACUGGAUACGGUGUCUUCCUUAACCAAGCGCUGAUCAAUUACGGCCUGGAAUUUCUGUUCAGCAAAGGAUUCACACCCAACCAACCGCCCUUCUUCAUGCUCCGCGAUCAGAUGGCCAAGACAGCGCAACUUUCUGACUUCGACGAGGAGCUUUACAAGGUCACCGAGAGCAAAGACAAGCCUGAGACCGACAAGUACCUUAUUGCCACUUCAGAACAACCCAUCUCCGCGCUUCACUCAGAGGAGUGGCUACACGACAAAGAGCUACCCAUCAAGUACGCCGGUUACUCAACAAACUUCCGAAAAGAAGCCGGUUCGCACGGCAAAGACGCUUGGGGAAUCUUCCGGAUACACCAGUUCGAAAAGGUUGAGCAAUUCCUCCUCACAAACCCUGAGAAGUCAUGGGAAGCAUUCGACGAGAUGCUGGCCAACUCGGAAGAGUUCUACCAGAGUCUGGGUCUGCCUUACCAGGUCGUUGCUAUUGUCUCGGGUGCAUUGAACAAUGCUGCGAGCAUGAAGCGCGAUCUAGAGGCUUGGUUCCCUGUCACUGGUGGUGGAGAGUACAAGGAACUUGUCUCCAUUUCCAACUGCACUGACUACCAGACUCGCGAGCUGGAGAUUAGACAUGGAAUUAAGAAGUUGAACGCUACCCGUAAAGAGUACGUUCACGCACUCAACGGCACUCUUUGCGCAACCGAACGAACACUCUGCUGUAUCCUCGAGAACUACCAGACACCUGAAGGCUUCGUUGUCCCCGAGGUCUUGAGGAAGUACAUCCCUGGUCAGCCUGACUUCUUGCCCUAUGUCAAGGAGUGGAGGGCACCCAAGGAGCUCCCUGACCGGACAAAGUAG